AUGGGUGACUGGAGCUUUCUAGGGCGGCUGCUGGAGAAUGCUCAGGAACACUCCACUGUGAUCGGAAAGGUUUGGCUGACCGUCCUCUUCAUCUUCCGCAUCCUGGUGCUGGGGGCAGCAGCAGAGGAGGUGUGGGGAGACGAGCAGUCCGACUUCACCUGUAACACGCAGCAGCCCGGUUGCGAGAACGUCUGCUAUGACGAGGCCUUCCCCAUCUCCCACAUCCGCUUCUGGGUGCUGCAGAUCAUCUUCGUCUCCACGCCCACGCUCAUCUACCUGGGGCACGUGCUGCACAUCGUCCGCAUGGAGGAGAAGAGGAGGGAGAGGGAGGAGGAGGUCAGGAAGGCCGGACAACACCAGGAGGACCAUGACAACCUCUAUCACAACGGAGUGGGUGACGGAGGAGGUGGGAAGAAGGAGAAGCCACCGAUUCGUGAUGAGCACGGGAAGAUCAGGAUCCGCGGGGCGUUACUGAGGACGUACAUCUUCAACAUCAUCUUCAAAACUCUGUUUGAGGUGGGCUUCAUCCUGGGACAGUACUUCCUGUACGGCUUCCACCUGAGGCCGCUCUACAAAUGUGGCCGCUGGCCCUGCCCCAACACUGUGGACUGCUUCAUCUCCAGGCCGACUGAGAAGACCAUCUUCAUCAUCUUCAUGCUGGUGGUCGCCUGCGUCUCUCUGCUGCUCAACCUGCUGGAGAUCUACCACCUGGGCUGGAAGAAGGUCAAGCAGGGCGUCACCAACGAGUUUGUGUCCGACAGCGAGUCGCUGCUGCUGUGUGCGGCCCGGCGCAGAGACGCACAGACGAUACCCGAGCAGACCUCGCCAUCGGUGCUCAACUGUUUGUCGGCGUAUGCCAGUGUGGGCGCGGCGGGGGGCGGAGACGCUGAGGGAGGAGCCUACAGUCCAACAGAAGAAGCCUCCAGAGGUUUGAGCCCAAACAUGGCCGCCGAAUCUUUGCCGGCUGAGCUCAAGAUGGAUGGCGCCCCGUUCCACCCAGACGACUUCCUGUUGGAGAGGCUGCCCACUUCCUUUUAUGGCAAUGGAGACACAGUGAGCGUUGGAAGCCGCGGGCAGCUGAGGGCGAUGGAGCAGAACUGGAGCAACAUGGCACUGGAGCUGCAGAAUCUGAAUGGAAAAGACUCCUUCUACCCUCCUCCUCCUCCCUCUCCUCCCACCUCGGCCUCCUCCUCCCCUCAGGGGGAGAUGACCCCACCGCCUCCUCAAGAGGUGCAACGCUCCAUGUGUCCCACGCUUCCUCGUAAUACCCCUCUGUACCCCCUCAUGGUGGAGGAGAGGGCGUUGGAUGAGGAAAACACUGUCGCCACAGCUCCUUGGAUGGUCCCGCACGACGACUUCACCGUGGUUACCAGGGCGGAGAUGCAUCAGCCUCCAUGUGCUGCGGCGACAGACAUUCGGAAGCCAAGUCGGGCCGGCAAGAGCGGCUGCGUCCGAGCUCGCCCGGAUGACCUGGCAGUGUAG
This is a messenger RNA of Hippoglossus stenolepis (Pacific halibut), 1482 nucleotides long. RefSeq names its product gap junction alpha-3 protein. Bases 1 to 1482 code for a protein of 493 amino acids. NCBI's taxonomy places the organism in Eukaryota, Metazoa, Chordata, Actinopteri, Pleuronectiformes, Pleuronectidae. Gene Ontology annotation, biological process: cell communication. Gene Ontology annotation, cellular component: connexin complex. The record is from RefSeq and is a predicted model, not a curated record. The transcript has 3 exons.